Apiotrichum porosum is the source of this 627-nucleotide messenger RNA. RefSeq lists its product as uncharacterized. The transcript is spliced from 3 exons. Bases 1 to 627 code for a protein of 208 amino acids. The record is from RefSeq and is a predicted model, not a curated record. Lineage: Eukaryota; Fungi; Basidiomycota; Tremellomycetes; Trichosporonales; Trichosporonaceae.
AUGGGUCUGUUCGACUUCCUCCCCUGCUGCGGCCGGCGGUCUGUCGAGGACAAGGACGAUGAGCCGACUGACACGGACCCGCUGCUCGCCCCCGUGCGCCGGGGCGCUGAGAGCAUCACGUCGCAGGAAGGCUACGGCGCCGUGUCAAUGUCGGCGAGCGAUUCCGGCGGGCUGAGCGGUGCCCAGCGUGCGCGCAUUGCCGAGAUUGGUCGUGAGGUUGGCAACCACAUGCUGCCCAUCAACCAGGCUUCGCGCGCAGCAACCACGUCGCCGUCCGCACGCGUCCCGUCCACCAGCGGCGGUGUCCGUCCCCCAUCGCCAGACUCGACCUCUUCCCCGUCGCGCCCUACGACCCCGUCCCCGGCCCACGGCGACGGCGAGUACGGCAGCGGCUCCGGCGUCCUGUCGCCGCCUGAGGACGACGCCGAGUCGAGCUCACGACACAACCGCAGCGGCGCAGCCACCCCUGCCGACGGUGCCAGCGCGGCCGUGGACGCCGACGGCGUCGUCCACAAGACGCUCUUCCACGGCUCCAACCCCAACAACCGCGGAAGCCACGGCAAGGGCUCGCGCGGCAAGAAGGGCGGACGCGGGCGUGGUCGCGGGCGCAGCAAGAAGAUGAAGUGA